Messenger RNA from Fraxinus pennsylvanica, 492 nucleotides. Lineage: Eukaryota; Viridiplantae; Streptophyta; Magnoliopsida; Lamiales; Oleaceae. The record is from the annotation of a GenBank genome assembly.
AUGGAAUUUGAAGCUAAAUCUGCUCGGGAUGGUGCAUGGUAUGAUGUUGCAACUUUCUUAUCACAUAGAUCUUUAGAGACUGGUGAUCCGGAAGUUCUGGUUCGUUUUUCGGGUUUUGGACCAGAAGAGGAUGAAUGGGUCAAUGUUCUCAAGAAUGUGAGACAACGGUCACUCCCAUGUGAAUCAUCGGAGUGUGCAGCAGUUCUUCAAGGAGAUUUGAUUCUUUGCUUUCAGGAAGGCAAAGAGCAGGCCCUCUACUUCGAUGCACGUGUUCUUGAUGCACAAAGGCGGAGGCAUGAUGUAAGAGGAUGUCGUUGUAGAUUUCUGGUGCGAUAUGAGCACGAUCAGUCUGAGGAAAUUGUUCCGCUGAGGAAGAUUUGCCGUCGGCCUGAAACUGAUUACAGGUUGCAGCAAAUUCAUUCUGGAUCUACUGCAUCUAUGAAUGCACAAAAAACAGGUGAAUCUGAAGCACCGCCAGCGAAAAUUGCCUAG